This is a messenger RNA of Pseudomassariella vexata, 1755 nucleotides long. Its product is annotated as major facilitator superfamily transporter. Gene Ontology annotation, molecular function: transmembrane transporter activity. The transcript is spliced from 3 exons. The coding region runs from base 1 to 1755 and encodes 584 amino acids. Lineage: Eukaryota; Fungi; Ascomycota; Sordariomycetes; Amphisphaeriales; Pseudomassariaceae. Gene Ontology annotation, biological process: transmembrane transport. The record is from RefSeq and is a predicted model, not a curated record.
AUGGAGAGACCGCACACUGGUGCGUCCGAGGCAUCAGUAUCACACGGCCAUCAUGCGUCGCAUUCCCACUCUCACCACCGUCGUUCAUCCUCGCACGCCACCGAUCACCGCCCCUCGAGAGUUGCAACCAAGGAGCAUCACAGAGAUCCCCACCUCGAUGUAAACAUGCCCUACCGCACCCUCACAGCGGACGCCAAUCUGGCCGAGUACGAGACGGAGAACCCAAUGGGAGAGAUUCCUGGACCGAUGGAACCCGGCAGCCGCAAGCAGUACAAGCUCGUCACCUUCGUGUCCAACGACCCGGAAAACCCAAAGAACUGGUCAAAGGCGUAUAAGUGGUAUGUGACCAUGGUGGUGGCCAUUACUUGUUUUGUGGUAGCUUUCGCGUCGGCGGUCAUCACUGCCGAUAUUGAAAGCCCAGCCAAGGAAUUUGGCGUCAGUGAAGAGGUGUCACUUUUGGCUAUUACUCUAUUCGUCAUAGGAUUUGGCGUUGGACCUAUGAUAUUCGCUCCCCUUUCCGAAGUCUAUGGUCGACGCAUCAUUUAUGGAUCUACGCUCCUCCUCGCCGUCGUCUUUAUUAUUCCCUGCGCCGUGUCCAAGAACAUCGAGACCCUACUAGUAUGCCGAGCACUCGACGGUAUCGCCUUCUCGGCACCUAUGACGUUGGUUGGUGGCACCCUCGCCGAUCUUUGGAGGAACGAAGAGCGUGGUGUUCCCAUGGCAGCUUUCUCUGCUGCCCCCUUCAUCGGCCCUGCAAUCGGACCCCUCGCCGGAGGUUACAUUGCUGAAAGACUUGGCUGGAGAUGGCUCUAUUGGAUCCAAUUGAUUCUGGCUGGUGUGGUUUGGGUCCUCAUCACCUUCACCGUACCCGAGACGUAUGCCCCGACCAUCUUGCAGAAACGUGCAGCGAGACUGCGCAAGGAGACAGGAGAGUCAGACCAUGUCACUGAACAAGAUCUCGAUCUGCGACCCCUCGGCGAGAGAAUGCGAUUGUUCCUUAUCCGGCCCUUGCAACUACUGUUCCAGGAGUUGAUCGUCUUUCUCAUCAGUCUUUACAUGUCGGUGCUGUACGGGCUGCUAUAUAUGUUUUUCCUGGCCUACCCUAUUGUCUACCAGAAGCACAAGGGCUAUUCGGCAGGCAAGACUGGUCUCAUGUUCAUCCCCCUGGCCGUCGGCGUCAUCCUCUCAGCAGCCUGUGCCCCGCUUGUCAACAGGCACUACCUCACUUUGGUCCGCAAGUACAACGGCAACCCACCAGCCGAAAUGCGGCUUAUUCCCAUGAUGUUCAGUUGUUGGUUCAUUCCGAUCGGUCUAUUUAUCUUUGCCUGGUCUUCGUACCCGGAACUGAGCUGGGCUGGACCGGCGAUGGGCGGCUUCUGCGUUGGCUUUGGCUUCAUCUUCCUGUACAACAGUGCCAACAACUACCUUGUCGAUUCGUACCAGCACCAAGCAGCCUCAGCCCUUGCCGCCAAAACCUGCAUCCGAUCGUUCUGGGGUGCCGCCGUCGUUCUCUUCACCAUCCAGAUGUACGAUCGCCUGGGCGAUCAGUGGGCUAGCACGUUACUGGCUUUCAUCGGUCUUGCGUGCUGUGCAAUUCCUUUCUGCUUCUGGAAGUGGGGUGCCCAGAUUCGCACCCGUAGCAAGUAUGCCUAUAGCGGCGACGACGACACUAGCGACGAGGAAGCUGUCGGUUCUUCUAGCGACUCGACGGAUGUAGAGAAGGCCCCGCAACAGACGAACACGGCCCCGCAUUGA